AUGGCUCAGUACUUGUUUCAAAAUGAAGGUGCUGCCCUGUUUAAAGUUGUGUCUUUUGACACACCAACAGGUGUUACACUUGCAAUUACCUUUGCAAGCAAAGUGAAAAGUAACUACGAAAUUGAUUGGAAAGCUGUGCAGCAGGAACACAAGAAACGGGUUCUAACAUCAGUUAUUGAACAAUGCAAGGAUAAACUAUGGUGCAAUGCACCAACAGCUCCAUAUAAUUUUGUUGAAGUAAUUCUACAAAACCUUGAUGAAAGUAAAAAAUUUGUUAAAAUUGUUAACAUUGAACCACUUAAGAAUCGAGGAUAUGAUUCUUCAGUAAUUGGGAAACAUGGUUGUGAUGCUUAUCCAUGCAUGAAUAAUGGAAAGUGUGUUUUAAGGCCAGAUAACUCACUUGGAUACGUAUGCAUUUGCUCCUCCGAAUAUUCUGGAGACUUCUGUCAGUCUGCUACGAGUACAAAUAAAUCUUCAUCUCCGUUUCUAACUUCUGGAUGUAUUGUGGUGCUAGUUCUCCUUAUUGCAUUAGGUUACCUUAUUUACUUGCAUUUUUUCAAGACAAGGAAAUGUCAAAGAACUGAAAAAGGAAAAACCGAUCGACGCCCACGUUCUAGAGCUACGCGCAAGACUUCUUUAGAACCUGAAGUUUCCGAUUACAAUGAUACAGAUUUGCCAACACAAAAUGCUCCAAACAAUUCUGAACCUGGAACAAGAAGGAUGAUGGAAACAAACACCCAGAAGAGAACAAUGUAAGACAAAGUUCACAUGAAGAACCAAAUAAUGCGAAGACUCAACCAACAUCUGCACCAUCUGUUCAAGGUGGCAUUCAGGAUGAUUCCAAAUGUGAAUACCUUGAUGACGGCAUACCGUCAUCUGACAGUGAAAGCACAGCAAAUAGAAAUGUACCACCAAGUUCCCAAUCGGAUUCAUUAAAAUCUUCAUUUUUAAAAGACGAUGACGAUUUUGAAAGCAUCAAUUCCUGCAGUUCACCUGACAACGGUUGGGAGACGCCAGACCCAAUGCCAAAUGAAGACUUACUUGACAAAAAACAUUAUUAUUUAGUAAGCAUUGAUAAGCUUAAAUCUACAAAGGAUGAAGAAUUCCAAAAAGAUGACUUACCAACACAGAAAGAGUUCAUAGAUGAAUACUCCUCUAAAGCUGCUUCCCAAGUCCUUGACCAGUUCAACCAUGACUGUGAUUCAAGUAGUCAAUCUACAGACUGUUAUUCAUGUGCUGAAGAAUCAACAUAUUGUGCUCUAAAUAACAUUUCUUUACAAGACAACUGUGAUACUCUUGUUUACAUUCCAAGGAGACCAACAGAUAAUAAUCCUUCGCAAGCAUCUGCAGUACAGGAUGAUAGCAAAGAUAACUCUCGUGUAAAGGAGCAAAAGCUGGUGUUCCCUCGGCAUACAAAGAGUGGUGCAGUUGUUUAUCGACUUUGUGAUCCUGACGCUGAAUCCAAGGACUAGUUUUAAAGUGGUAGGUCACUAACUGAAUCACUGAACUGAAUGGAAAGGUACAGGAAUUCCAAUUUUAGACUUAAACAAUGGCAAUUAAGCCAAAAUAUAAAAUAAUGUUAUAAAUUCAUUUUAUCUCUAAGAUAUAAAAAUAAAAUGUUUACUGAUGUUUCUAUUUUUG
Molecule: messenger RNA, 1641 nt
Organism: Amblyraja radiata (thorny skate)
Lineage: Eukaryota; Metazoa; Chordata; Chondrichthyes; Rajiformes; Rajidae
Exons: 8
Coding region: 1-756 (251 amino acids)
Source: RefSeq, a predicted model, not a curated record